GCUUCAUUUGUCAUUUGUUGUCAUAGUUUGGGAAGCAACAAUAGGCAGAAGCUUACCACAAAACUGCUGAUAUAGUACCUUACCCUAUUCAGAAGGUUACGCCGAAGUGACUUUAACCUUGCUGAUGACAUUUUGAAAUUUGACGCAGUAUCCUCUGACAUUCCCGCAAUUCCCUGUGACAUUAUGAAUCUCAGCAGCAUCAUCAGGACUGACCAUGACGAGCAGUCGAACACUACUAAUGUCACAUAUGACUAAACAUGGUUGUACGACCACGUAUCGAGAGUAAGCAAUGCCGAGCAAUCUUAGCUGUUGAUAUACAAGUGUUUUUUGAUCCUGUAAAUGACAAACAAUUGUUUGUCUUUCAUCGGACAACUUGUGAACAAGUGAGGGAUCACAGAGAGACCUGGAGUUCAUUCAUCACGUCCUUUGGAGUCAUGGAAUCUGCAAAAAUACCAUCACCGAUAGCGAGGAUUGCCCUUGUUCUUUCAACACUAGGUUGCAGUAUCGUAUAUGUGAACGUUGAAGCUUUAGACCUGGUCACAAAAGUAAUCGGAGAUGGUCAUGAGUGUCGAGGCAGGGUGGAGAUCAAUCACGCAGGACAGUGGGUGACCGUUUGUAAUCGUGGUUGGGACAUGAGCGAUACCCGGACAGUGUGCAGGGAAGUGGGUUGCUGGUUGGCCUCCCUGCCCAGCGGCUUCAAAUUCAGCCCCAGCAGAGCCGUGUGGCUGAACCAUGUCAGUUGCACAGGUGAAGUGCCCGACCUGACGCACUGCUCGCAUUCCAACAGGAACUGUAGCAUCCUUGAAGAAGCCAUGAUGGACUGCUCAGGGAAGCCUGUACUGUCCAUUCUGUCCCCCUUCACUGCCUUCCAAGUCGGUGAGGCCAUUCAUUUUAGCUGCACGGCCCCAAGUGGACCGAAGUUCCUAAACUUCCACCUGUACAAGAAGGGCGUUGAAACUCCUCUUGUGACUCAAAGGGCUGACAAUGGACAGCGGAGAAUGGAGCUGACCCUUACGGAUGUGGAGGUCGCACACCAGGGCACGUAUAGCUGUGUCAACAGUGACCGGAGGAGCUCGCACCCUCCCAAGCGCAUGUACCACAGUAACUACAUUGACAUUGCAGUAGUGGAGCUUAACCGGCCGCAGAUCUGGUACAACACGUCCAUGGAGGCUCCCUCCGGCUGGGUGUUCAAGGGAGAGAGCUUCAGCGUCACCUGCUCCACCCAUCCCCUGUACCCGGGCGGCUCCUUCCAGCUGCGGCUGAUCCGUCCCAACGGCACCGUGCGCCACUCUCUGCCCGCUCUCGCCCCCGCCGUGACCUUCACCUUCAGCAACGCGCACACCCAGAACGAGGGCUACUACUGCUGCCAGUACAGAGUCCAGAUGGGCAAGCGUAUGCUGGCCUCCCGGGAGAGUCAGCCUCUCCCCAUCUCAGUCAGAGCAGACACAGAUCUGGCCAUGAGUCCUGUGAUGAUCAGUUUGCUGGUGUCAGGAUUGACUUUCGUCGUGGCCACCUUUAUCAUCCUGAUUGUGUUCAGAAUACUCUCCAAGAGAAAGAGGAAACUUACAGAAUUAGAAAGAGAGAGCAGAACUUGUGUAGACAAUACAUACAUCGCACUGACAACUAUAAAAUAAUAGGACAACGAAACAGAACCGAACCAAACGAAAACAGAAAAGAACUGAAGUGAGGAGUCACAUGAGAACCAGCCCACAGAAGACUAUGGAUGCAUCUCAACUCAUGACCCUUUCUCAGGAACAAGACAAAAGAAGAUUAGACAAGACAAAGACCAAAACUACGGAGAACUACAUAUUUUCCAUGUCGAAUCCAUCCAUCCAUUCAACGCAGGUUUGACUCCUGGGAAGGUCAGCCUGUUUGCAGGUAUUCAAGUAAACUUUUCAGACAGGUCUCGUCUGAAUACCAGAGCCCCCAUUUACCUUGAGCGAGUGUAGCACCAAAGCCCUGCUAAAUGUGUGAGCUUAAAAAUAUAUAAUGCUAACUCCAUCAUGUAAUUGUGUACGAAAUGCUACUAGGAUGUAGUUUGGGAGUACAGCGCUCAGUCCAAUACAAUACAAUACAAGCAGUGCAGAGCAGUGUAGUGCAGUGCAUAAAAUCAGACCGAUUUGCACAGAAGUCCAACAGUAAGCUCUAUGUUUUUCUUAUCCCGGUAUUGAGCACGUAGUCUAGUUAUAUUCAGCUCAUCCUCUAGUUCUGAAAAAUAGAAUAUGUUUUGUCGCCGUGAAAAAAAUUAAACUCAGUGCAGACAUUGUAAAAAAGAGAAAUACCAGUGGCAAAACAUGAACUUUGUAGCGUGGAUAUACUGUACAUGUAAGUGCAGGCACAGAGGUGUAAGAUUUAAUUUUUCUUUGGUAAUGAAUUACAAAAUCUUACACAUCUUAAGUAGUUAUGGUACAGAAAUAGCGAUAUUAUUUCCAGUAAGCAGUUUGUUACACAUAUCUGUACCUGCCAUGUGGGAAUUAUUUAUUAAGAAUCAUAGACAUCUUCUCAGAGAGAGAUUUUCCCAAAGCUGUUCUGUACUUGUCGCCUACAGUAGCCUUGCUGAUGCCAACCAUAUACUGUAAGUCUACUGUUAUGAAAUGUUUUUCCAGUAUCCUCACAUGAGAGGGAAGCAUUUACAAACUAUUGAGAUGAAAAUCUGUGGUUUGAAGGUGCAGGUGAAGUACAUUUGCAUAGUAUUAAGAAAUAUUUAGAGAUGUGUUGUGUAUGCAUUCGUAGUGAGGUGUAGCAGGAGUGGAAUCUUAAGUUCAUUAAGCACUUUGAUGGAAGAGUUGCAUUGUAGCUCAUCCCCUAUCCCCCCACACUACUCCAUGGUUACCUUCCAAAAGGACACACCUACAGUACAUACAGUUCAGUGUUCAUGAAAGUUCUUUGUCACUUUAUACCUCGAGAGACGAUUUUGCAGUUUGCAUGGUUAGUGUACAGUGUGUGCUGAAAUGGUCUUUGUUUACGGCUUGUGUGUUUUGAUGUUUCUGUAAUGGUUUUUCAUUCAGUUGCAUAGUUUACGGCUCAUCAGAACAGGCUGGGGGUUAUCUUGUGGACUGCCCUCAUGUAAAAGAAUGCAGUCAAAUGGGUCUUAAAGACCUUCUAAUACAGAGAUAGUGAAUUGUAGAGAAACAAAUGUUCAUUUGGGCGUGACAAUCCCUCAAAAUCUUAUAUGAAUGCUUGACUGUAAAACUGUGUUUCUUUUGUAUCAGAGGUAUAUUCUUUUUUUCUUGGUUUAUUUUUGUCAUUUUAUAUUUAUAUGCGUCCGCAGAUACUUACGAAUGUAUUUGAGAUGUGUUUAUAGUCAAUUAUUUUUUAACAGCAGGAAAUGUUAACAUUUCAGUUGCCAAACACAAACAUACAAACACCUUCCAUUAGACCUUUCCAGUUCGUUUAGAAUACAGUAUAUAUCUUUCAUGGGAUAGAGGUAAAGUAUUUCCUUAACAGGAUGUACGAACAGGUGAAAUAAUAUGGUACUUGUGAAUAAGAAAAAGUUUAUUUCAAUGCCAAAGGGCCUGGCCAUCAAAUGGACAUCCCAAGUGUAAACACUAGCUUCACAUGGUGGGAUCAGAGACGUAACACUGCUGCUAUUUAACUCCCUUAAAUGAGCCCUAGAUGCUGGCGUGAAAUGCAUAAUGUCCCAACAGUGUGCGAAAUAGAGCUACCUGAGACCCUUAGCACUGAUAAAAAAGUAGUGACCAUCGAUUGUACUAGAGGUCAAUCACAAAGUGAGAACAUCUCUUUUUGUUAGUUGUAACUAUUUGAUCAUUAAAAGUCUUUAUUUGAAAA
Sardina pilchardus (European sardine) is the source of this 3789-nucleotide messenger RNA. RefSeq lists its product as uncharacterized. Gene Ontology annotation, biological process: zymogen activation. Gene Ontology annotation, cellular component: plasma membrane. The transcript has 8 exons. Lineage: Eukaryota; Metazoa; Chordata; Actinopteri; Clupeiformes; Clupeidae. Gene Ontology annotation, molecular function: serine-type endopeptidase activity. The record is from RefSeq and is a predicted model, not a curated record. Bases 258 to 1634 code for a protein of 458 amino acids.